Messenger RNA from Moneuplotes crassus, 3071 nucleotides. NCBI's taxonomy places the organism in Eukaryota, Ciliophora, Spirotrichea, Euplotida, Euplotidae. The record is from the annotation of a GenBank genome assembly.
AAUAUGGAGAAACUUAGUAAAAAUGCCAAAAUUGGAAUUGGUGUAGCAGCCACAGUUGUUGCCAUUGGAGGUUAUUGGUACCUAUCCUCAAAGAGAGCAUCUGAGCCAGUCACACAUGUUGGAGAUGACAAACAGGCUGAACAGGAGCCUGAAGGAUACCAAGACCCUGGAUACGAAGAUGCUGUCUGCCUGUACAGAGAAGAAGCCAUUAAGAGAAAGAAAUUAGUUGAUAACGUUCACUACAAUAACAAGCUUGUCCUCCUCAAAGGAAAGGAGUAUCACGGAAAAUCAACAGUGGUAUUUACUCUCAAGAACAAGGACUAUCAAGAUGGAGAAGUUUUUAUUGAUUUCCAGUGUAAAAUCAUUAAGACUUUGGCAAUCAAUGGGAAAGCUGUUGAAGUAAAAGACCACUUCCUCAACCAAAGAAUCAACUUCAACUCUGGUGUUCUUCAAGAAGGUGAGAACACUAUUGAGCUGACUUUCUUGAACAACUACAGAAAGACAGGAACAGGACUUCAUAAGUUUGUGGAUCCUGCAGACGAUGGAGAAUAUCUUUACACUCAGUUCGAACCAUUUGACGCUCACAGAGCCAUCCCAUGCUUUGACCAGCCAGAUAUUAAGGCCACCAUGACUCUGGCAUUGAUAGCACCUGAAGAGCAUGUUUCUCUGAGUAACUCACACGAAGAUGCCGAUUUCACUAACACUGAGAAGCCUGAAGAAAGCUCUCAAUUCAUUGAAGAAAAUGGAUUUAGACAGGCAAUUCAGGGAAUUGGAAACUACAGAAUCACCAAGUUCAGCAAGACUCCAAAGAUCUCUGCAUAUCUGUUCGCCAUCAUCUCUGGGCCUUACGAUGUUGUUGAGAAGCAAGGAAAUGCACCUGGCAAAGAUGAGCCACUCAGGAUGAGGUUCUUAUGUAGAAAAUCAUUGGUUGAGUACAUUAGUCAAGCCUACGACCACAUGCACGAAGCCGUAGUCACUGGAAUUGAGUGGUACACAGAGUUCUUCGGAACACCAUUCCCAUGGAGUAAGUACGAUCAGAUCUUCUGUCCUGAAUUCAGAUUUGGAGCAAUGGAGAAUGUGGGUGCAGUUACAUUUUCAGAAGCUUACAUACCAACAGGAAAGUUGGGAACACUUCAUUUGACAAGACUCACCAACACUACUCUUCAUGAAUUAUGCCAUCAAUGGUUUGGAAACUUAGCUACUAUGACAUGGUGGGAUGACUUGUGGCUUAAUGAAGCUUUUGCUACCUAUAUGGCAUAUCACUGUACUAGCGAAAAUGAGAUUCUGGCUAAAAAGACACCAGGAUUCUGGGUAGCUUUAAAUAUGAGAAAACAAGCUGCUCUCAACUCAGAUAGUCUUUCCACUACACAUCCUAUUGUCAAGGAUGCUGUUACCACAGACUCUGCUGAUGAUAUGGUUAAUGCUAUUACUUAUGGUAAAGGAUCAAGCUUCAUUAAGCAACUUAUUCACAUGAUUGGAAGGGAAGCUAUGAGCAAAGGAUGCACUAAAUACUUCAAAAAUCAUGCUUACUCUAACACUAACAUCGAUGAUUUCCUGGAUGCUCUUUCUUAUGGAUGUGCAACUGCUGAUGUAGAACUAGAAGUGAACCUUAGAAAAUACUGCAUUGACUUCUUGACCCACCAAGGUGUCAAUAAAGUUGAUACUAAAAUUGAGGAUAUUGAGGGAGGAAUCAAGAUCACCUUCACAAAAUCCAACAUGAAGUACUCUCAAUACAUCAAUGCUCAGAAGAUGGAUUAUUAUCUUUUUGAUGAGGAGUAUAACUGUGAGCUUCAUUCUAUUGUAUUGACUGACGAUUCUGAACCCCAGACUGUUGAAAUCAAGGGAAGGACUAGUAAGAAUACCUUCAUUCUUCCAAAUGCUGGAGAUCAUGCCUAUAUUCUAUCUUCAGUAUCAGAUAGAUUCAUUGAUCAUUUCAAAGAAGAGGGGAUCCAAAAAGUCCCAAGCAAUCUUGAUAGGACUGUUAUCUGGAGAACCUUAAUUGCAAUGGUUAAGAACAAGAAGCUGAAAUCAACAGAGUUCUUUGAUAUUGUAGCAAAGAAUAUCUUCAAAGAGUCUGACCUGAUCCUUCUCAGUACUCUCUUGACAACAGUUAAGCCAUUUAUCUCCUUGUAUAUUCCUAAAAAUAUGUAUGGAGAUCUUGUCAAGAAAAUGUUCGAGGGAGCUAAAAAUCUGUACGAGUCACUUCCAGAAAGCCAAAAGGAGCUUAAGAAUCUUGUGAAGAAUCAUAUCUUUUCGUAUCUUCACGACAAAGACCACAUCAAGGCUGCAGCUUCUUGGUAUUCUGAAGGAACCAUUGAAUUAGAAGAUGAAGACAAAAAGGCAAUCAUUUUGGCUGCUAUCAGAUCCCAAUACCUUGAAGAAUCCCAGACUAAGGAUCUUCUUGAGAAAUAUCUCCAAGACAACCAGACUGAUAGAGGCGAGAGGUUCAAGAUCACUGCUGAUGCUGCUGUGCCAACCAAAGAGAACAAAGAAAGAGUUUGGAACAUCAUAAUUAACCCAAGAGAAAAUGAAUUAUCUUCUUGGGAAUAUAGAGCUUAUAUCUCUGGGUUCUAUAGCAGGUUCCAAAAAGAUCUGUUGAAAGACUAUCCAUCAAAAUACCUUGAAGCUUUGCCGAAGCUUGUCCAGAUUGGAGAGAAAGAUCUUAUGACAAUCUUCACUAGCGGUGCAUUCCCUCCGUCCUAUCUGAUAGACCAGGACUUCCUUGAUAAGGUAAACAAGAUCGUCACUGACUUCGAGAAGAAAGAUAAGGUCAAAUAUGAUUCCUUCAUCAAAUUAGCUAGGGGUAUCAUCGAAUCAAAGCAAGGCCAAGCCAGGAUUGAAGAGUUUGCAAGAAUCAAAGAUAGCGAAGAAGAGGAGAAGGAAGAACCAGAAGAAGAGCCAGAGAUUCCAGAAGAAGAACUUGAUGAAAGCGAAAUCACAGAAAUUAAUAUUGAAGGAGUCAUUAAUAAUGUCAGAUGUUCUAGAGAAGAAGCUGUCCAAGCUCUCAGAGUUAACAGAAAUGAUGUGACUAAGGCUGUAAGCCACCUCAACAAGAAGUAAGAGGUUUUGUA